CAUUUUCUUUCAUUAUCCACAUUUUUCGACGUUUUGCAUGGGCAUACCCUUUACUUUUGACAAAACCAGACUCUGGGAGUUCCACAAGUCUGCACUUGGCAAAAUCCCUCUCAGUUUCGACUAUGGAGAGUCGUGUGAAACCAUGCAGUUUCCACACGCGACUUCCAGUUUACCGGCGCACGUCACCUUAUGGAAAUACGACACUCGCAAGUCGCAACCCAUUACCGGAAAGUGCUAACCUGCGUAUUUUUUAAAAGAACUUUUAUUAUAUUACAACUCAGAACAAAUCCCUGAGGUGUUCAACUACUGUAGGGCCACGAGCGUCUUUGUUUUUAAGAAUGCGUGUCAUUCCCCACGAACGAUGAAGGAGCUAGCACGCUCAACCCAGUGCACUACACGGUGCGCUGUUCUCCUACUCGCACGCACAGGCUUUUCUGCGCGCCCCCGGAUCGCCCUUAGUGCGCGUUCCCGCUCCACGCUUGAUCCUCGCUCGUAGUUGCACUCUCCCGGUGACGCCGCCGCUUAUCUGAGGCUACCGAAUAGCUUGUUCGCGGUGAUUGUAAGCCGAGUGCGGGCGGGAUAGCCUCAAAUUGAGCCGCAUUUACGCGGAGGCUCCUUUUACCUCCUUUUUACUACACGGCGAGGCCUCCGUUGGUCGGUGAGGCUUUCCCCCUCCCCUGGCUCCGAUUCCGUCCUUAGAGAGACCCCAACCCGGAGCAAAUAUUCCGGAGAAAAAGAGACUCCCGGAGAGGACAGCAGCGGAGAUGGAGGCGGUGGGGCCUGGUGAGUUGGAGAUGGGAGGGGGCAAAGCGGAAGCGAAAAGGCAGGAUAUCUCCGAGCUUGGCCCUCCACCGACUAACCUCUUCCAGCCUCCGCGGCGUCCUGGCCUGGGAACACUGGGAAAGCCAAUUAGGCUACUGGCCAACCAUUUUCAGGUUCAGAUCCCGAAGAUCGAUGUCUACCAUUAUGAUGUGGACAUCAAGCCAGAGAAAAGGCCAAGGAGAGUCAACAGGGAGGUGGUGGAUACAAUGGUACGUCAUUUCAAGAUGCCGAUUUUUGGAGACAACCAGCCAGGUUAUGAUGGUAAAAGGAACAUGUACACUGCUCACCCACUACCAAUUGGCAGAGACAGAGUUGAUUUGGAAGUGACCCUUCCUGGUGAAGGCAAAGACCAGACUUUCAAAGUCACUAUUCAGUGGGUCUCGGUAGUGAGUCUUCAGCUUCUUUUAGAGGCUCUCUCUGGACAUCUAAGUGAAGUUCCGGAUGAUUCUGUUCAGGCGCUAGAUGUAAUCACUCGCCAUCUACCAUCCAUGAGGUAUACACCAGUUGGACGGUCCUUCUUCUCUCCUCCUGAAGGUUAUUAUCACCCACUCGGUGGUGGCCGAGAAGUUUGGUUUGGCUUUCACCAGUCUGUUCGUCCAGCUAUGUGGAACAUGAUGCUCAAUAUUGAUGUUUCUGCAACAGCUUUUUACCGAGCUCAGCCGGUCAUAGAAUUUAUGUGUGAAGUCCUAGACGUGCAAAACAUCAAUGAGCAAACAAAGCCUCUGACUGAUUCACAGCGUGUCAAGUUCACCAAAGAAAUAAGAGGUCUGAAAGUUGAAGUGACACACUGUGGACAGAUGAAAAGAAAAUACAGAGUGUGCAAUGUUACUAGAAGGCCAGCAAGCCACCAGACGUUUCCUUUACAGUUGGAGAAUGGUCAAGCCAUGGAGUGUACUGUUGCUCAGUACUUUAAGCAGAAAUAUAGCUUACAAUUAAAAUAUCCCCAUCUCCCUUGCUUGCAAGUUGGACAGGAGCAGAAACACACAUACUUACCACUUGAGGUUUGCAACAUUGUAGCUGGCCAACGAUGUAUUAAGAAACUGACAGACAAUCAGACUUCCACUAUGAUCAAAGCUACCGCCCGAUCUGCUCCAGACAGACAGGAGGAGAUCAGCAGGCUGGUGAAGAGUAACAGUAUGGUUGGUGGACCAGAUCCGUACCUCAAGGAGUUUGGCAUUGUUGUUCAUAAUGAAAUGACAGAGCUAACAGGCAGAGUGUUGCCAGCACCAAUGCUUCAGUAUGGAGGAAGGAAUAAAACUGUGGCCACCCCAAACCAGGGUGUUUGGGACAUGAGAGGAAAGCAGUUCUAUGCUGGUAUUGAGAUCAAAGUUUGGGCUGUUGCUUGUUUUGCACCACAGAAGCAGUGCCGAGAAGACUUGUUAAAGAGUUUCACUGAUCAGUUAAGAAAGAUCUCCAAAGAUGCAGGAAUGCCCAUUCAAGGUCAGCCUUGCUUCUGUAAAUAUGCUCAAGGCGCUGACAGUGUGGAGCCAAUGUUCAAACAUCUUAAGUUGACAUAUGUUGGUCUUCAACUUAUCGUGGUGAUUUUGCCUGGCAAGACUCCAGUUUAUGCGGAAGUGAAACGAGUAGGAGACACGCUACUUGGUAUGGCCACCCAGUGUGUUCAGGUGAAAAAUGUAGUCAAGACAUCUCCUCAGACACUAUCAAACCUCUGCCUGAAAAUCAAUGCCAAGCUAGGGGGAAUUAACAAUGUGUUGGUGCCUCACCAAAGACCUUCAGUGUUUCAGCAGCCUGUUAUAUUUUUGGGAGCUGAUGUAACACACCCCCCUGCUGGGGAUGGCAAGAAACCUUCCAUUGCAGCUGUAGUGGGCAGCAUGGAUGGGCAUCCCAGCCGCUACUGUGCCACUGUGCGUGUUCAGACCUCACGCCAAGAGACAACCCAAGAGUUGCUGUACAGCCAGGAAGUUAUUCAAGAUCUUUGCAACAUGGUUCGGGAACUGCUUAUCCAGUUUUACAAGUCAACUCGCUUUAAACCAACAAGAAUCAUCUACUAUAGAGGAGGCGUUUCUGAAGGUCAAAUGAAACAGGUGGCAUGGCCAGAGCUUAUGGCAAUUCGAAAGGCCUGCAUCAGCUUGGAAGAAGAUUACAGACCUGGAAUAACCUACAUUGUUGUACAAAAGAGGCAUCAUACAAGGCUUUUUUGCUCUGAUAAAACAGAAAGGGUUGGAAAGAGUGGCAAUGUGCCAGCAGGAACUACAGUGGACAGCACAAUAACACACCCAUCAGAAUUUGAUUUCUAUCUCUGUAGUCAUGCUGGGAUUCAGGGAACAAGUCGUCCAUCUCAUUACCAGGUUCUCUGGGAUGAUAACUGCUUCACUGCUGAUGAACUCCAGCUACUAACCUACCAGCUGUGUCACACAUAUGUGCGGUGCACGCGGUCUGUUUCAAUCCCCGCCCCUGCUUACUAUGCUCGACUGGUUGCAUUCAGAGCAAGGUAUCAUCUUGUAGAUAAGGAUCAUGACAGUGCUGAAGGAAGCCAUGUAUCUGGUCAGAGCAAUGGUCGAGAUCCUCAAGCUCUGGCCAAAGCUGUUCAGAUUCACCACGACACACAACACUCAAUGUACUUUGCCUGACAGCACAGUGAGAACUGGCACAGACUCUCCUCAUCCUUCUUUUCCAGGCCCUGAAGUCUUCUGUUAAGCAGGCUUGCCUGUAAUUUUCAGGGCCAGUUCUGUCUCUUGGCUUCCCACCAGCACAUUUUGGACUUUUUGCACUGAAUCUCUUUACCAUGGCAUUUGAAUGGAGGAAAGAUGCAAACCUUUUUAUUUAGUUAUCUCAAAAAACUUAUGGAUUGUCUUCUGAUGCAUUGGACUGAAUAUUUACCUCAAGCUCAAAAGAUAUCUGAACAUUUUACUCCAAGCAACUCUUGUUGUGUUAAUUGUUUUAAUUUGCAAGCCAGCAUUUCUUCAUCCUUGGUUGUAACAAAAAUGUACAUGCUUUUUGUCUGAACAUGCUGCUUUGCAACUGUACUUAAAUGGAAAAGUUUAACUGAGUGGGCCAUAGACUUGCUAAAUGAGGUUUAGUCCUUACUGUAUAAUAACUUCUUAAUGUUUUUACAGAUAAUGCCGUCUGUCAGGUUCUUAACCAUUGCAAACUUGUACUUUUUAACGAGUGCAGGCUGCAAACCUAUUGCACUAUAUUGCAUAUUAAUUAAGGUAAGUUUUUAUUUCUGUAUAAAAUGAAUGUGUAAUAUUAAGAUUUAAUAUAAGGGCCAUGUGGCGAGCACUGCCAUAUAGUUUUUUCACUUGCAGAUUGCCAUUACUUUUCCUUCCCCAGGCACUUUUGCUUCCCAAGACAACCGUAUGUUAGUAUUUUGCCAGCGCACACAGACGCCCGUGUCAAUGCUGCUGCAGUUUGAUAAAAGUUUUUACUCUCGGAGGGAUGGGUGUGGGGUACCAUUUUUAUGGCAAUAAAACAUUUUAGUAUCAUAACAUCAUUUCAACAUCCACCUGGUUUUUGGGUGUUGUAUGGUGUAGACUUUUUUCUCCUUUCAGUAAAAUUUGUCAAAUUGAUUUUACAAUCACUUUUUCACAUGGUUUUUUUUUUUCCUAAUGGAGAUUGUUACUUCCAGUAAAGGUUAUGACCUCUUGACUAUUCUGGAACCCUUGGCAGAGAAUUCUUUAUUGCCAGCAGGGCAGGCCCUGCAUGUGCAAAAAUCAAACUCCUUUACUUUUGGGAGAGAUGUAGGCAGCUUUGGAGGGCAGAGACUACACGAUUUAUACCAGCAUUUUCCGUUUGUGUUGGUCCUCUGAACCCAGACUAACAAAGUGCAUGUUUGUAUAAUUUGCAUGUACAUAAUUUUCUUAUUAUACCUUUUAGUUUAUCAUUUUUAUGAAUGAAAACUGAACCAAUUCUAUAUACACAUGCUCUUUGCUAUCCUCCUUGCUCUCUCAACUAUAAAAGGUAAUUGAGAUAAACCUUUACAGUGCUCUACUACAUGCAGGUUUUCUGAUGUAGCGACUCCAUUAACUUUAACAAGCCCUGUCUUUGUUUCUCUGGUAUACCUCAGUUGCAUUCACUGCUUUUUCCUGCUCUGGUUAUCCGUAUUCUUGCAGCAUGACAACAGGUUUGACCAGCGAUUUUUCUUUCCUUCUCUCCAUAUUUACACAAACACAGAAUAUACCUCACUGGGACAGUAGAAGUUGUGAACGGGAGGAUUAUUGUGCUGCUUUGGGCUUUAUUGCUGCUUGGUAACCCACUUUAGUGCCAGAAAGGCCUCCUGAAGGUGCUACGGUUGUAAUCUUUUGUAAGUAGCGUGUUUGCAGUUGCAGCUUGGUGAGACUCUACGUACGACCUUGAUAGCUUUGCAGUGUUUGGUGGUGAUUUCUUCAGCAGUUCAAUUUCACAAUAAAAUUGCUGGUCGCACAUAAGGCAGUUUUUUUUGUAUGUGGCAUGCCAUAAGUUGGUCCAUUGUUUUUUUAUUAUUUGUAUAUUGUGUAAUUAGAUUGGGUCACAACAGAAGAACAUCCUUAUCUCUGCUUUGCUGAUGGCUGCAUACAUUUGCCAGUCACGAGCCAGCCAGGCCUUCUAUUUUCUGUGACCAACUCUUAUAUAACUCCCAAAUGAGAUUGUUGGAUGUAGUCAUUCAGAGAUAUUUCUAGAAUUGCCAAGUUUGGCUAAAAAUUAUAAUUGUCAGACCUGAUUGUUACAUUAUGGCUAGCUUUAAUAACAAUUUUACAAUAGACACGUUCUUUAUGAACCUUGAGUGAGGCUUCUCUAAACUAUUUUGAUAGCUGAUGAUUUGAUAGCUGCUUCUGAUUGCUUUUGUUUAGCUAUGUCAUCAACAGGCACCGGUGAGCUACAGUCCCAACAUUAAGCAAAUGAUGUUUCUGGGAGUUGUCGUUCAUACAAUAUGGAGGUGUAGGGUUCACAUAUUUGAUGCUUCUGUUUAGUGCUACAUUGCGGUAAUGCUAGUGAAGCUUUGGUUUAGAAACCCAGUAAGGCUUUAAACCCACUAUUAACUAGCAAUAUCAAGCUUUUAAUUCAUAUGACAGACAAUGAAUUAUAUUAGUAGAUUAUUAACCUAUUUAAAAUGCAGAGCAAGUGCUGAAACAUCCAAAAUGUAUGUUAACAUGAAUUUCAGUCUUAAUCCAAGUAUAACAUUUUAAAACUAAAAACUGAUGAAAUUUAGGUCAGUGAAAAUUGUUUUGUAGCUAAUAAAAUGCAGACCUAUGUAGUUCACCAUUGUGCAAUAUGUGAACAAAAACACCAUAUACAUUGCUAAAUCCAGGGUCAUUGCAAAUAAGUGUAAACUGCCGACGGCUAUUGCUUUUUUCUACCACAGCAUAAAUAGUGUUUUUAGCUACUUUGGGUUAGUUGCGAUCAUCAACAGUGUUUUCUAUUUACAUCUUUCAAGGCUUGCGCAAUAAGCAACAAAUAACUUUGCCAUGAGCUUCAAUAUGCAGCCGACUUUAUUGCAGUGUCUAGCUUUGGCCACUUGUGAUUCUUACAAGGGUCUACAUGCUUGUAUAAUGAUAUCAAACUGAGCCAGGAUACCUACAGUUUAGGAGAUCUGUACAGUUUGGGAAGUAUGAUUUUGUCUUUCUUAUGACCGCAAUAUCAAUUUUGUUUUAAUUUCUGGUUAAUUGAGGAUAAAGGGACAUGGGAGGGAGGGUAAGCAUUAGGUAGAGGUGGGUGUAUGUGUUUUGUAAACUUUUAAAACACUGCACAGUUUGUGUUGCAGCAAUACUAUUGUGAACUGUUUUUGACUUUAUUUUUUUUCCCUAGUAAAUAGCAGGGGGUGUGCUUGGAUCAGUGUUUUGGGGAAGAUUUGUACUUGUUUUAAGAGGUUUGAUUAACAGUUGCAUAUUGUUUCAGUUUUUCUCUCAUUAGACUUUUUAAAGGGAAUCUGUCGGUCAUGAGUGUUUAGGAACUUGUAAAAUUGCAAACUUUUUCUUUUUUUUUCUUUCUUUUUUUUCAUUUUUCCUAAAUGUUACUCCUUAAUAUGUGUCUCUCUAAUCUGUAUUUUCCGUUCUUACUGGCAACAAUUGUUUGUUUACUGGGUUCUUAAAUGAAUUCUAAGUUCCCUAUGAGAUCUGUAGACAUUUCCAGUUACAAUCUUUUCUAUACCUAGUCAACCCAUGACUUGUCUGUAAGUGUAAAGGAAAAUGUAAUGCAAGUGAUCUGUAUUAAAAUGGCCCAUUGUUAGAAUUCUGUAUACCAUACAGUGUAAUGGAGGUACAUGUGGCUUUACCACAAAGUAGGCAUACUUCCAGAUUUAAAAACAAAACAAAAAAACCCUCUUAUACUGCAGUCUGAAACUGUGUAGUCAUUUUGUUUUUUGUGCUAUAACAUUUGGUUUUCAUGGUAAGGGACAUCCUACUUCCAGGACGGUUUUGAAGAAAGCAUUUCAUGUUUCAAAUGAUGGAUUCACUUUAAACUGAUCUGAAGAUCUAAUGGAUAUAUCUGGGUAGUUGGCAUACUGCUGGAAACUGCGCUGGAAGGAUAGUCUGUGGGUGUGGGCUCCCAUGAUUGCUGGCCCUCCUUUAUUAAGUGGUUGUAAUCUGGAAUCUCUGUUAGACUUCCGUUCAGAUAAGUGAAUCAAGGUCAAGUGAGAGUUGUAGGCCUCUAACAAUACUUGUAAGAGCAUUUGUUGCAUUAAACCUGCACAUUGGCAUAACCUGAAUGAAUGCAACAGCCUGCUUAGUGUGUGUGGGUUUAUUUGCAGAGUAAUCUCAAGGUAAGUUUGGUCUAUGUAGAUAGUUGUAGCAUAAGAAUUUUAACUCUAACACUUGCGCUAAUGACAAUCUUACAAAAUACACUGUCACAGGACUCACCAUUUUUAUUGUCCUAAUCUUGUAACUGAUUUUCAUCAAUUUUAAUAUUUUGGCAUAAAGAAACAUUCUUUCAUUAUCUUUCAGUCAAACUAUAAAUCAGAUUUGCAGAUGCAAGACUUUGCAGUGGGUCACUAAGUACUCCAGUCUGUAUUCUUUUUCCUCUCUUUUAGUUAUACCUAGGAACCACUUGCUCUUACAUGGAAACAAUGGUAGAAUGUGUCAAAUGUAUACUUUUUGCUUUACAGAUCCCACACUUCUGGUUUUCAUUUCUAAAUUGAGAAGCACUUUGCCCCCCCCCCCUUCCUUUUUUUUCGCCAUGGACUUAUCUUUUUCCUUGCCAAGCACAUAAGUCUAUCUUGUUGGCAAGGCAGUUAUCUUCCCAGCAAUGAAUGUUUCCCCAUUCCAGUCUGGGAAAAGCAUUUUAUCUUGCGGUGUGUUGUUCCCUAAACAUAGAAAAUGGCUGAUGGGGGGGGGAGGGUUAAUGAAAUCACCAAUACUCGUUCAGAGGUUGCAUUUGUCGUGAGUGACUGAGCUGUACACCCUGAUUUUUUUUUUUUUCUUUUAUAUUGCUUACCCAUUUUAUUAGGAAGUACUAUCCAAACUACUAUGAGAUUAUGCAUAUGUGUUGGGUAUUUACAUAUAGAUUACAUUUACAUUAGUGUCCCUUUAGUAGUAGUAACUUCCUUACACUGACUCUAGAUUUGUUAGAAAUUAUGUAGCAGUAUACAGGCUUGCUUGAAAAGGGACACCACCUGCUUUCUUUGAGGGCAUUUUAAAAAAAAAAAGCUUAUUUUGGCUGAUUUUAUGAUCUGUGUGACAUUUGAAAAGUUUACUGUUAUCACUUUUUUAAUUCCCCUAGCAAAUAGGUAUAAAAUACCAUGUUUCCUUAUUUCUAUAGUAUUUCUAUGUCUAGGAAUGGGGAUUCCUUGUAUAAACUUUGCAUUUAUUGAACUUUUGAUGUACAUUUCUUUUGGUUUCUAUAUUGUCGCUAGACUUGUAAUGUUUAAAUCGUGUUCUAUGAAAUUUUCAGUGGAUGUAUGUCUAUAGCAAUACGAGGUAUUUUUUUUCUUUUUUUAAAAAAAAGCUAUUUAAGGAUGGUUUAGCAGCCCCAACUGCUAGACCUGAGAUGCUGGCUGUGUAAUUUUUUAACUUCGCAGGGAUAUAAUUUGUUUUAUGUGUCUAAAAUAAAAUAUAAAGGCAGUAUGCCAAAUAAA
Xenopus laevis (African clawed frog) is the source of this 8830-nucleotide messenger RNA. It is a transcript of the gene ago4.L, whose product is annotated as argonaute 4, RISC catalytic component L homeolog. Gene Ontology annotation, molecular function: RNA binding; miRNA binding; nucleic acid binding. Gene Ontology annotation, cellular component: P-body; RISC complex. Gene Ontology annotation, biological process: miRNA-mediated gene silencing by inhibition of translation. The transcript has 18 exons. The coding region runs from base 765 to 3413 and encodes 882 amino acids. NCBI's taxonomy places the organism in Eukaryota, Metazoa, Chordata, Amphibia, Anura, Pipidae. The record is from RefSeq and is a predicted model, not a curated record.